AUGACACAGUUUCAGGUCUUGGCCAGCAGCACCUCCCCUGCGGAUGGCCAUUCCGGAAAGUCAUCCGAUGAAGCAAAGACGACUUUGGGUGGCUCUUUGACGUCGCCGAGCGCAUUCGACGUGGACAAAGGCACUGACGAACGCACGACACCCGUCGCCGAGGUAGCUCCUACUAGCGCAGAACAGAUGUACUUCGACCAUUUGCUAAGGGAGUGGCAGAAAAUGGCCAUAUGCUCCUUCCUACCCAUUCACCAGUUCUACAGUACACCGUACUGUCAGUCAAGGACCAGUACCGAUACCAUAACACAGCCGUUAUUGAAUGAUGUGCUCAAUACAACGACGGCAGACGAUGGAGCAGCCGUCUCGACACUGUCAGACGACCAGCCACUGGACCUUACGGUCAAGUCGUCACGCAAUGCCCACCAGCCUCAGGUGAAGGAGCUGAAGCCAUGCCAGUCGCUUAUUCCCGAUUUCAGCAGGUACUAUUUACUAGUCGAGGCAAUAUCGCCAAGGUAA
Soboliphyme baturini is the source of this 516-nucleotide messenger RNA. NCBI's taxonomy places the organism in Eukaryota, Metazoa, Nematoda, Enoplea, Dioctophymatida, Soboliphymatidae. The record is from the annotation of a GenBank genome assembly.